UGCCAUUAUUUCCAAACAGAUACGGCUGGCACCACUCUCCCCUUAUCUGCUUUUGAUGAUUCUGCAGAGGUCUUAAUUUGCUUCUUUGCAGCAACAAAGACUUGCACCCAUGGCAGGAUUAGUGAUAGGAGAAUUAUUUGCAUCUGCUUUCAUUUCUAAGUUGGCUGACCAGGUUUGUUCCUACACCAAGAAGCAGCUCAAGUAUCAGAAAGGUGUCAAGAAUAAGCUGAAGAAGCUGGAGGCCGAUCUCAGAUACAUCCAUGCUGUGAUUCAUUCAGCUGAGCACUUGCCCAUCGAGGACACACACUUAGCAACCUGGUUGUGGGAGCUCAAAGAUGCUGCACUUACCGCAGAGGAUGUGCUUGACUGCUUUGAUUACCAGCUCCUCAGAAAAAUGGUGCAUGGCAAGAACAAGGUGCACAAAAACUUCUCUUCCACUUUUGUUGGUUUCACUCAGUCUUCUAGUUCCUUUUUCAAACGUCUAAUUUUCCAUGAUGAGGGGCUAAAUGAACUGGACAAGGUUGUCGAAAGGUUCGAUAAGAUUGUCAGCCAGAUUAUGACCUUCCAAAACUUGAAAUUAGACAUGGGUGCUCAGGAUCGGCACAGAGUUCUAAGUUCUGAUGCACAAAGUGAUUUGCCAGAGUGGAGAGAUACUACCUCAAUCCCAAGUGAAUCAGAAAUUUUGGGCCGAGAGCAUGAAAUCAACAGUUUAGUAUGCUUGUUGUCGGAGCAAGGUGAUGCAUCAAUAUCCAACAAUGAGAGGUUCUCUGUUGUGUCAAUAGUUGGGAUUGGAGGGGUGGGAAAGACUACUCUUGCACAAUGCGUCUACAAUGAUAAUAGGAUUGAUUAUCAUUUUGAUCUGAAAUUAUGGGUUUGUGUCUCAGAAAGAUUUGAUGUAAAAAGGAUCACAAGACAGAUGGUAGAGUCUGUUUGCCGUCAUGAUCAGCAUCAUUUCACAAAUCUAGACAUGGUCCAAGCUACUCUCAAGGAAAGGCUAGAGGAAAACAGAUUCUUAAUUGUCCUUGAUGAUGUUUGGAAUGAGGUAAGAAGUGGUUGGGAGACCCUCAAGAAACCAUUUUACUUUGGAAGAGAGGGUAGCAGAGUUUUAGUAACCACAAGGAUUCCAAAGGUAGCAAAUAUGAUGGGGACCAAGGCCAAAAACAUAGUAUUCCUAAAGGGGUUAAAUGAUGCAGAGUACUGGAAAUUCUUCGAAAGAUGUGCAUUUGGUGAAGCUAACCCUAAUGAUCAUCCCAAAUUGGAGUUGAUUGGCAAGCAAAUAGCUAAAAGGCUUGUUGGCUCACCAUUAGCAGCCAAGACAAUUGGAGGUGUACUGAAGUCCAAGCUAGAGGAAGAACACUGGAGGAACAUAAUGGAAAGCAAAUUGUGGCAAGUGGAACAACAGAAGGAUGACAUUUUCCCAGCUCUAAAAUUAAGUUACGAGCACUUGCCUACUUCAGCCUUGAAGCAGUGUUUUGUCUACUUUUCUUUGUUUCCCAAGAACUACCAAUUUGACAAAGACAGAUUAGUCAGAAUGUGGAUGGCACAAGGUUUUCUUCAAUCCAAUGAAGCAGAGAAGAGAAUGGAAGAGAUAGGUCAGGACUACUUUGAUGAAUUACUAUAUAGGUCCUUCUUUCAGGACACUGAAUUGAUCAAACAGUCUAAAAUAUAUGUGGUUCAUGACCUGCUGCAUCACCUUGCAGAAUCUUUGUCUGCUCAUGAACACUUUAGAGUUGAAGAUGAUGAACCAGCAGAAAUCCCAGAUCGGGUGCGGCACAUGUAUAUUAGUUCAAGUAAUCUGGCUAACAUCCAUGAGAAUCUACACAAGAUGAAAAAUUUGCGUAGUCUCGUAGUCAGUGGUAGUUUACUGGAUAACCUCUCCAGGUACAAUCUCAUAAAUUUCAUAGAAGUAGCAUUGAAACAAUUGAAAUGCCUCCGGGUUAUUGCUCUGGAUGAACUAGUGCUGGAUGAAUUACCUGAGAGUAUUGGUCACUUGAAGCAUCUCAGGUAUCUGGAAGUCCCAGGCAGUCAAUUAUUAGGCCUGCCGAAGUCAGUCUGCAGGCUUUACCAUCUACAAGGGUUGAGUCUCCAGUUUUGUGUGCCAUUGCAUCAAGGCAGCCCGUUACCUACAGGAAUGCACAAAUUAAUAAGCAUGCGUUAUCUAGACAUAAAUCAGGAGAAAGUUUCUACUAUCAGAGAAAUUGGUAGAUUGAGAUCUCUGCAAGUGCUGAAAGAGUUUCAUGAUCUCUGCAAGUGCUGAAAGAGUUUCAUGUAAGGAAGAAGAUUGAGCUAGGACAGUUGAGAGACAUGAGGCAACUUCGAGGACAAUUAAGCAUUAUGAAUCUUGAUAUGGUUGGAAGUGCAACAGAGUGCAUACAGGCCAGGUUAGAUAACAAAAAGCACCUUAAUGCAUUGCUUUUGUUCUGGAGACAAUUGGAGAAAAGAGACAGUAACCCUGACAAGCAUGAAGAGGUACUUGAAGCUCUUCAGCCACAUCCCAACCUCACUGAGCUGAGAAUCACAGGCUAUAUGGGGAUCAAAUCUCCAAGUUGGCUGAACCAUACCUUGUUAUCCAAUCUUGAACAUUUGGAACUAGAGGAUUGCCAGGGUUGGGAAGCCUUGCCACCACUUGGAUUACUACCUUUCCUCAGAAUUCUGCAUCUAAAAUCUCUAAAAGCUGUAAAGCAUAUUGGCCCUGGAUUCUAUGGUGACAAUGUUACAACAUUCCCCUCACUGGAGGAACUUCUGUUCAGUGACAUGAUUGAAUGGAGCCAGUGGUCAGGAAUAGAGACAAGCCAUCAAUUAUUCCCUCGCCUCUCUAGGCUACAGAUCAAUCGUUGCCACAAGUUAAGAGGAUCACUUGUUAUGCCCACUUUGCUUGAAAAACUUCAUGUUGUGCUCUCAGAUGAUCCUACCUGGGAAUCACAUGAAAAGCCACAAGUUAUUCUAUCUGAUGAUAUCUGGGACUCAUGUGAAACCAAAGAUAUUUCAUCAAUUCUGAAACUUAGCAUAGAUAACAUCUCACUGCUCACUGAUUGCCUUCCAGCCGAGAGUCUUUCCUCAGUGUAUAGACUGGAUGUUAUUUACUGCAGCUCCCUUGUAUCUUUUACUGAUGAACAAGAGAAGUGGUUCCAGAAGCUAACCUCACUCAAAGAACUAAGAAUCACUGACUGCGACAAUCUAACUGAACUGCCAAGUGAUCUGAUAAACCUUGCAUCUCUGGAGACAUUGCAGAUUCAGAAUGCCCAAAACUUGACCAGCCGUCCUGGAAAGGCCUGCCAAGCUAGCUGAAGCAAUUAUAUGUAAAAGGAUUCCAUGAAAAGCUGACAGAGCAGUGCAAGAAAAGAUCUGAUCCUUUCUGGGACAGCAUCUCUGACAUUUUUAACAUUACUGUUUAUCAAGAACACAUACUAUUGGGUGCUGCA
Molecule: messenger RNA, 3422 nt
Organism: Musa acuminata AAA Group (dessert banana)
Lineage: Eukaryota; Viridiplantae; Streptophyta; Magnoliopsida; Zingiberales; Musaceae
Product: putative disease resistance RPP13-like protein 1
Exons: 1
Coding region: 110-2257 (715 amino acids)
Biological process (GO): defense response to other organism
Molecular function (GO): ADP binding
Source: RefSeq, a predicted model, not a curated record